GUCAGGAUGGCUCCUAGAAUCUAGCCAGGGAGGCCAGAGCAGUGCCAGAGGUCCCUGUCCAAGUGAUGGUGGAACUGGGAUAGAGGAGCUGCUGCGAGGAUGUCUGAAGCCAAAACUCUGAGCUCCUCUUGCCUUGUGCUUUCCUUGCUCUCCUUGCUCUGGGCUUUGCUCCAGCUGGGCCAGGCUUUUCCCAGCACCUCCGACUACCUCCAGCGGGGCUGGCAGCGGCUGCUGGAGGAAGGGGAGGGCUGCGCCGAGUGCCGGCCAGAGGAGUGCCCGGCGCCACGCGGGUGCCUGGCUGGCACGGUGCGGGAUGCCUGCGACUGCUGCUGGGAGUGUGCCAACCUGGAGGGACAGAUCUGCGAUCUGGACAACACCAACCACUUCUACGGCAAGUGUGGGGAACACCUGGAGUGCCGGCUGGAUGCCGGGGACCUGCAGCAUGGAGAGGUGCCUGAGCCCCAAUGCGCCUGCCUCUCCCGCCUGGCCCUCUGUGGCUCCGACGGCAAAACCUACGCCCAGAUCUGCAGGUUCCUGGAGGUCGCCCGUGCCCACCCCGACGCCAACCUCACCGUGGCCCACGAGGGUCCCUGCGAGUCAGAGCCCCAGAUCACCUCUCCUCCCUACGACACGUGGAACAUCACUGGGCAGGAUGUCAUCUUUGGCUGUGAGGUCUUCGCCUACCCCAUGGCAUCCAUUGAGUGGAGGAAGGACGGCACAGAGAUGAUGCUGCCUGGAGAUGACCCCCACAUCUCUGUCCAGUUCAGAGGUGGCCCCCAGAAAUACGAAGUGACAGGCUGGCUCCAGAUCCAGGGUGUACGGGUGACAGACGAAGGCACCUACCGCUGCUUUGCCAGGAACAAGGUUGGGGAGGUGGUGGCUUUAGCCAGCCUGACCGUCUUCACGCCGGAUCAGCUCAACUUGACAGGCUUUUCGCUGCCGAAGCCCCGCACGACGCCUGAGGACUACGGGGAGAGCGAGGAGGACUAUUACUAG
This is a messenger RNA of Charadrius vociferus (killdeer), 996 nucleotides long. It is a transcript of the gene KAZALD1, whose product is annotated as Kazal-type serine peptidase inhibitor domain 1. The coding region runs from base 100 to 996 and encodes 298 amino acids. Gene Ontology annotation, biological process: regulation of cell growth; regulation of signal transduction. NCBI's taxonomy places the organism in Eukaryota, Metazoa, Chordata, Aves, Charadriiformes, Charadriidae. Gene Ontology annotation, molecular function: insulin-like growth factor binding. Gene Ontology annotation, cellular component: extracellular region. The transcript has 4 exons. The record is from RefSeq and is a predicted model, not a curated record.